Caenorhabditis remanei is the source of this 1257-nucleotide messenger RNA. RefSeq lists its product as uncharacterized. The record is from RefSeq and is a predicted model, not a curated record. The transcript has 3 exons. Lineage: Eukaryota; Metazoa; Nematoda; Chromadorea; Rhabditida; Rhabditidae. Bases 1 to 1257 code for a protein of 418 amino acids.
AUGUGGACGACACCUCUUAUUCUCCUUCUUCUUUCAUUCUACGGAAUUUCUUCUGAAAUCAUCCCUGAUGAUCCUGGAUUCGUCGAUCACCUCUUCAAUGGAAUUAUUCCACCGAGAGCUCAUUUCCACGGAUUCGUCGCCCAGGAUAACAAUCGAGAAGUCGUUGAGAAGUUCCUUGUCCGUGUGACUCGUUCAAUCGAAUCCAAAGAUGCAUCAAUCAUUGGUGGACUAUUCCAACCUGGAUUCAUCUUCAAAGGAUGCAAGGGAACAUACAACAAGCAACAAGUAAUCGGAAUGAUCAGUCAGAUUCCAGCUGGCACCAAUUUCCAUUUCGUCUUGAAGACAGUCGAGGAUGACGGAGACUCCAUCAAGUACUCUGUAUCUGUAUCCGGAUUCGGGCCAUCUCCAUUGGAAGCUGAGUUCACUUUGAACAAGGUCGACCAACAAUUGCAUUGCGGAAGAAUUCCAGCCUGCCAGAAGACCCACUUCCACGGAUUCAUUAGUCAGGAAUCAGCCAAGGAAACUGUGACAAACUUCUUGACAAAGCUGGAAAUUGCGUUCAAAUCAAAGGACACCAACUCGAUUACCAACUUCUUUAAACCAUCUUUCGUCUUCGUUGGAUGUAUGGGAACAUACAACCGAGAGCAAUCAAUUGAGCUGAUUCAAAUGAUUCCCUCGGAUUCAAAACUCAAUUAUUCAUACAAAUCAGUUGAAGACCUCGGAGAAACUAUCAAGGCUAAUGUAUUGGCAAGUGGAUUCAAGAGUUUCCACGUGGAAUUCGAGUUCGUUUUGAACAAGAAAGAUCAACAAAUCGAGAGUGCUCGCAUGCCAGAUUGUCCAAAGAGAAGAUUCAAUGGAGUGGGUGGAGGUGAAGCUCAACUUGGCUUUUCCUAUCAAGAGUCUCCAACAACUGUCAUUGAGAGAUUCCUCGGCCGUUUGACUCGAUCAAUUGAAGCCAAGAACGUCAGGGCCAUUCUUGACCUCUUACAAGGCGGAUUCAUGUUCAAGGGUUGCAAAGACAAAUACAAUAAAUAUAAAAUCGUCGAUAUUAUCACCCGAAUCCCAAAUGGAACCAAGUUCACCUUCACUCUCAAGACCAUCAAAGACCUUACAUACACCAUCAAAUUCGCUGUCGAUGUAACCGGAUUCGGACCAUCCACGAUUCCAGCUGUAUUCGUUUAUAACAAAUGGGACAAGCGUUUGCGAUCUGGAGACAUUGUGGGCUGCCCAGGCCGUCGUUAUUUCGGAUUCUAUUGA